AUGAAAUCUACUUCAGUGUCAUUCUUUAUCGUUAGUAAGUAUUAAAAUAGUUUUAAAGUCUUUUACAGGUGUUGGCUUUAGCCUUUUUGUUUGAAAAAUUGACAAAAACUUUGUUUACAGAACAAAAAAUAGAGCAUUUUAAGAGGUGGAAUUUAAGUGGAAGAUUUGUAAUGUAAUUUGCACUGAAAAUCUUCCACCGAACUUUCACUUUUAAAAUGGCUUGAAAUUGCUUAGAAACACGUUUUUGAGCAUUUUUGGGAGUGGAAGUUUGGUGGAAGAAUUUUAGUGUAAUUUGCACUGAAUAUCUUCCACUGAACUUCCACUUCCAAAAAAGCUAAAAAUCAUGUUUUUAGACCAUUUAAAGACUUUUUAAAAAUGGAAGUUUGGUGGAAGAAUUUUAGUGUAAUUUGCACUGAAAAUCUUCCACUCAACUUUCAUUUUUAAAAUUUGAAAUUUUGACUUUCUGCUCUAAAAAGAUAGCAAAAUUAGUGUUUUUAAGACAUUUCGAAGUGUCAAACUUAAUAAUUUAAGUUUUAAAAUUAAAAAAUACCUAAUUUCAGGCCUACUACUACUCCUCUUCGCCACAGUACCAUUAGUACCAGAAGCCAGCAAUGUUACCGAAACUAGUUCACCUAUUAAUGAAAGUGUGAUCAAAACAACGACAAUUGAUGACGUCAAUAUUGUGGUAGAGCCAUUUCCGGCAGACGAAGAUGAGGAUGAACCAAAAUCGACCGGUAAAAGCGUUCACGAGCCAGUCUUGGAGGCCAUAACGGAAUGUCCGCCAGCUAAGGACACGAAGAAGGAGGCAAAGGGCUUUUUGGCUAGAAAGUGUGGGUUUAUACUUGCUAAAAGCUAAAUUGGAGUGAAAAAAAAGUCUUGUCGUUUUUUGUAAUGAAAAGUAGUGUAAAUUGGCGACAAGACUUUUUUAGAAAUUUUUUAGUUUAAAUUGCUUUUAAAACGUCAUUUUAAAAUUUUGAAAUUAUAAAAGAAUUUAAAAAAUUUUUUAAAUUUUAAAAUUUUAAUUUUCAGGGCCAUUGUUACUUUUGAUGGGUGCUAUAUUUCUGUCGGUACUAUGCUCUUCGUUCAGUUCAUCUUGUUCAUGUGUAAGUUAAAUGGACCGCUGCCCCUACCUUGCCUUGGCCUUGCCUUGGGCCUUGAUUUGGCCUUGCCUUGGGCCUUGCCUUGGUCUUGCCUUGGGCCUUGCCUUGGUCUUGCCUUGGGCCUUGCCUUGCCAUGGCUCCGUUACUAUUACAAAAAGUGCCAUUUUCAGUGUGACUGCAAGAAGGAAAAGAAGGAUUGGAAACGUGAACGGAACGAACGACGUAAGAACGAAAGAACACCAGUGUACGGAAGCUCCGGAAAUGGACUAAACGUGAGUUGGAAACAAAGUUUUUUCAGUUUUUUUUUGAAAAAUAUGUUUCGUAAAGAAAGUUCUUGCCAUUUUUUGUUUUUUUAAAGAAAGUUUUUUGCCAUUUUAUGAUUUGUAAAGAAAGUUUUUGCGGUUUGUCAAUUAAAUUUUUAAAAAUUAUGUUUUGCUGUCUGCAGGUGACACGUUAUACGAUAAAUGCGUUUUUGUGAUUUGUAAAGAAAGUUAUUGCCAUUUUCUAGCAUAAUUUCAAAAAACAAUGUUUCGCAGCCUGCAGGUCACAAGUUAUACGACGGAUGCGUUUUAAGGGCUAUGGAAAGAAAGUUCCUUCCGUUUUUUGAAAAAAUUGUUUUGUAAAGAAAGUUUUUGCUAUUUUUUGUUUUGUAAAGAAAGUUCUUGUUAAAUUAUUUUUUUUAUUUAAAGAUUUUAGGCUAAAGGCAGCAAAACUCAAGUAGAACCAGAGAAGGCUAAUGAAGAAAACAGUGCCAAAAGCCACAAAAGUCGUAAAAGUACCAAAAGCUUGAAGAGUCGUCUAGCCAAGAGUCUGAAGAGUACCAAAAGCAACAAGAGUACCAAAAGCCCGAAGAAUAAUAGCACCAAGAGCUCCAGGAACAAAUAG
Bursaphelenchus okinawaensis is the source of this 1985-nucleotide messenger RNA. Lineage: Eukaryota; Metazoa; Nematoda; Chromadorea; Rhabditida; Aphelenchoididae. The record is from the annotation of a GenBank genome assembly.